GUACUCGUCACGUGUGUUUUGAAGACGCGACGCGACCUGCACUCAUAGCACUGUGGAUAUUUUCCCUCUAUUGAAGCGAUAUUAAUACAGUUUGAACAGUAAUGUCGUUUGUGGAGGACGAAGCGUCAGACAGUGUAGUGGACUCGCGCUCGCGGCUGGAAAGCUACGUGUUCAGUUGUGAGUUGUCUUCUGGAGUGCCAUUUUACACAUUUCAGGCAGAUGAAGAUGAAGACGUGGAGCAUUUUCUCGAGCUUAGGACGAUUUGUCUGGGUGACGGUGCCAAAGAGGAGAAUAACGUGGUGGAAGUGACCGCUAUGAAUCACCAAGGAAAGAAAAUAUCAGUGCCUGUAGCUAAUCUCAACAUUACUUGCCUGCCGAUGGUAAGCCUCGGAGAGUUUGAGUUGAUGGCUCCCGUCACACUGCGUCUGAAAUCUGGAUCUGGACCAGUGACUAUCAGCGGCUUACAUUUAGUUGCCACAGAGAACGAAGAGUCUGAAAUAUCAGAUGAAGAUGAUGAAGAAGAUGAUGAUGAAGAUGACAGUGAGGAGGAAUUGCCCUCAGUCAAACCAGCCAAGAAAAAGCAGAAGGUUUAAGCCUCACAAGAUACGAUUUGAGAUCUUUGCAUCAGACCUUUCUACAUUUUUAUACAUUAGAUUUAAUGUUCUUCUAUACCACGUGACUGAAUGUGGUGUAGACAUUAAAGCAAUUUUGUACUGUCAGAUGUUGAAUAGAGAAUGAUUGAAUCAUCAAUACAGCCAGCAUCAUAAACAUCUCUUCAUGCUUGGUGUUUUGUUUUUGUUAAACUGUUACUUAAGUGUAUGUAAGUAACUGCCCCAUUAUACCUCCAGUUGACUCUGUUAGAGGCACUCUGGAGUUUACAGUCCUGUCACCACUGUGUCAUCUAGUUGAGACACCUUUCACCUUGGCUUGAUUUCCCCAAAACACACUGAAAGAUGCUGCACACAGGGAAAAGCCUGUCAAUCCACAUCUGCCUUAAACACAAGCGUAUUUUCUUCUGAUCACAGUGUUGAAAUGAUGACGUACUUUUUUGGCAAUCUGGGUUUUUAAAUCUUAGUCACCAUUGGAAGGACUGAUAUUACUUUGCAUGGUGUGUUUGAGGUUGAGAUCAGUCAAGGACUUGCCAUUUUUGUAUUUUUACAGAUUUAUUUACAGAUUCUGUAAAUAAAACUUGUUUUAG
This is a messenger RNA of Danio rerio (zebrafish), 1198 nucleotides long. It is a transcript of the gene npm3, whose product is annotated as nucleophosmin/nucleoplasmin, 3. Lineage: Eukaryota; Metazoa; Chordata; Actinopteri; Cypriniformes; Danionidae. Gene Ontology annotation, cellular component: nucleus. The record is from RefSeq and is marked provisional.